AUGGCAGCUACAAACUUCUAUGCCGAUUUUGCCAGCAACUCCACAAAUAUGUACAAUUAUGCCAAUAGCUCAUACUAUGACAACUCAUCGUACUAUCACCACCAGCAACAGAGUUCAACAAUCAGUCAGGCUUGGAAUCCGGCCACCUACAAUCCCAACUAUGUGCCCCAAUACACAGCUCCCGUCUUGGAUGGAUCAAUUUACAAUGACUACUACAACUAUCAGAGUUCGUUGGAUCAGACACCAGACCAACAAAAAGCUGCACAGACCCAAGAGCCCCCCAAAGUUUCACUAAAAAGAAAAGCUGUGGAAUUGGAAGAGAACAAGCCCACCGAAGUAAAAGUCGAAGUUGAGGAGCCACCCAGCAAGCUAAGGGCUCUGCUGACCAAUCCAGUAAAGAAAUUGAAAUACUCUCCUGACUACUAUUACACCACCUUUGAAAAGGUUAAGAAAGCCCCAGCCGCCAAGGCCAGCGAAAGCCAAUGCAACGCCCUGCCCAGUGUCACACCACCCAACAGCUAUGAACAGGAAUUUUUGACCGCCCAUACCCCUGCCUCGACUCAACACAGCUCCAUCUUAUCACCCAACCGUAGUGAUGUGGACUACUUGGAUGUCUAUUCACCGCAAUCCCUUAAGGUCUCCACCACACAUGGCCCCUCCAAUGCAGGAGGUUUCAAACCCAACGUUUCUCAACCUACCACUCCCUCACCGUUGGUGGAUGGCAUUAGCACUCCACCCCUAUCGCCCAAUGACAAACAUGCCGCCAACCAAAUCAAUCAUCAAACGUCAGAGUCACAACAUGAAUUCAAUCAAAUGUUGUCAGCCGCCAACAGCGACUACCAUUGGUCGAAUUGUGAAGACAGCCCUGCAUCAGAUUGCAAAGACUCAAAACGCACUCGCCAAACCUACACCCGCUAUCAAACUUUGGAACUGGAGAAGGAAUUCCAUUUCAAUCGCUACAUCACCCGCCGUAGACGCAUAGAUAUUGCCAAUGCCUUGGGUCUGACAGAGCGCCAGAUCAAAAUUUGGUUCCAAAAUCGCCGCAUGAAAUCCAAGAAAGAUCGCACUCUAGAAGGACCCUUGGAGCAAUGCCUAAACUAUUCCACCAUGCCCUUGGAGGCGGCUGCCAACAAUCAAGUGCCUUUUGUGGCCGCUCAUCAAUCGAUGGCCAAUACCGCCACAGGCUCCUACCCAAGCUAUUUGAGUGCGGGACCUCAAGCAUUCCCAGCCGCCUAUCAUUCACAUCAUCAUCACCACUCGCCUGAACAUUAUGGACAACAGUAUGAUGGCUCAGCUCACGCUCAUCACAAUAACGCUGCUGCUGCUGCCCACCAUUAUUUGGCCGAUGCCCAGCAAUACAGCUCAACUGCCCAGCAUUUUGCCCAAACUGCUUACCCACAGCAACAACAGCCCACAAUGUCAGCAGGAUCCAACCCAAUGUAUCAGUUGGCCUAA
This is a messenger RNA of Stomoxys calcitrans (stable fly), 1455 nucleotides long. Its product is annotated as segmentation protein fushi tarazu. Gene Ontology annotation, cellular component: nucleus. Gene Ontology annotation, molecular function: DNA-binding transcription factor activity, RNA polymerase II-specific; RNA polymerase II cis-regulatory region sequence-specific DNA binding. The coding region runs from base 1 to 1455 and encodes 484 amino acids. The transcript has 2 exons. Lineage: Eukaryota; Metazoa; Arthropoda; Insecta; Diptera; Muscidae. Gene Ontology annotation, biological process: negative regulation of transcription by RNA polymerase II; anterior/posterior pattern specification. The record is from RefSeq and is a predicted model, not a curated record.